Molecule: messenger RNA, 1528 nt
Organism: Carassius auratus (goldfish)
Lineage: Eukaryota; Metazoa; Chordata; Actinopteri; Cypriniformes; Cyprinidae
Product: trace amine-associated receptor 13c-like
Exons: 1
Coding region: 272-1279 (335 amino acids)
Biological process (GO): G protein-coupled receptor signaling pathway
Cellular component (GO): membrane
Molecular function (GO): trace-amine receptor activity
Source: RefSeq, a predicted model, not a curated record
UUUAAAUUUUAUUUCACUGGUCAAUGUUCUUGGACUUCCCUGUGGAUAUAACAUAAUGUAAAAUCAAAAUAUUUAGAUCCAUACCUUGAUUUUUGGCUCUUGUGCACAGUAAUUUGACUACCAAGUUUGGGAUUAUUAAAAGAAAGUAAUUACAUCAUUAUACAGCAUCAGUGUGGGUGGUAGAUGGGUUGGUCAAUCUGAUUCAGACACUGUAUAAAUGAAAGGAGAGUAAGAAGAGCAGAACAAACUCAUAACAGGAGAAGAUUUACUCAUGGACUAUGAGACAGAGGAUCAUGAGAUUCAGUACUGCUUUCCUGCCAUCAACUCAUCAUGUAUCAAGGGAAAGCGCUUGAGUUAUGAAUACAAUAUCAUGUAUGUAUUUUUUUCAUUGCUGUCAGCAUGGACUGUGUUUCUGAACCUGCUGGUGAUCAUCUCCAUCUCUCAUUUCAAGAAGCUUCACACUCCAACCAACCUGAUCAUUCUCUCUCUGGCUGUGACUGAUAUGCUUGUAGGGCUUAUUGUCAUGCCUGUGGAUGCCAUCAAGCUAAUUGAGACAUGUUGGUACUUUGGAGACACUUUCUGCGACGUGUUUAUGAUAAUCAUGGUACUGCUAAUCUCAACAUCUAUUUGUAAUUUAGUUUUAAUUGCUGUUGAUCGUUAUGUGGCUGUGUGUCACCCUUUACUCUACCCAAAGAAAAUAACAAUGACUAAAACUUUAAUAAGCAUCUGUCUCUGCUGGUUUUUCUCUUCAACCUACAAUAUUGGCUAUUCACUUAGUGGCAGAUAUUUUGCAGCUUCCCAAAGAUCAGAUGUGUGCUAUGGAAAAUGCUAUUUAGAAAUAAGUUUUUCUUGGACAUUAACUGACCUUUUCUUUUCCUUCUUGUUACCUUGUACCCUGAUUAUAACUUUAUAUUUGAGGAUUUUCUAUGUCGCACAUCAGCAAGUGAAAGUUAUAAACUCCUUGAUGAAGAGUGGUAAAUGUGUAACAGAAGGAUCAGUGAGGAGGAAAUCUGAGAGCAAAGCUGCACUGACAUUAGGCAUAAUUGUGACAGUUUAUCUGCUUUGGUAUAUUCCCUAUAUAGUGUCUGCAACAGGUACUACAGUAAUAUCUCCUGCCACAGUGACAUUUCUAUUAUGGAGUUUGUAUGUUAACUCCGGUCUGAAUCCCCUUAUUUAUGCUUUAUUCUACCGCUGGUUUAAAAUAACAGUUAAACACAUCUUAACGUUUAAAAUAUUAGAGCCAGCAUCCUCUCUUGUGGACAUUUUUAAAGAUUAUUAAUUAUUUGUGUAGAAGAUAAAGAACAAUUUUUGUUCUUUUUUUUAUUUGGCUAAGAUUAUUUUUAACAUUGAAACAUGUUAAUAUGUUGAUAGUUUUGUUUAUGAGUAUAAUGUUCAUUCACUCUGUGGGCUGUAAAUAUGUAUCAUACAGUAUAUUGGUCAAGACAGACAGACUGUAUUCAACCAUGUGACCACAUAUUCUCUUUUACUGUGCAUACAGAACAGAGUUAUCAAGAUCAUGAUAAAUGCU